AUGCCACCAAAAGGCGGCCGCCAGGCCAACCUCCGUGCCUGUCUCAUUUGCUCCCUCCUCCAGACACCCAAGGAGUUUGUUGACUAUGGUUGCCCCAACUGCGAGGAUGUCUGCGAUAUGCGCGGCUCGAUGGAGCGUGUCGUGGACUGCACCUCGACCAUCUACGACGGCAUGAUUGCCAUGAUGGAGCCUGAGGAGAGCUGGGUUGCGCGUUGGCAACGUAUUAACAAGAAGCGCCGUGGACUCUAUGCCGUUCGCGUGACUGGCCGCCCACCACAGGACGUGGUUGAUGCGAUUGAGGCACGUGGUGGUCUGUACCGCCCGCGUGACGCCGUCGAGGAGCUGUAG
Cutaneotrichosporon cavernicola is the source of this 348-nucleotide messenger RNA. RefSeq lists its product as uncharacterized. Lineage: Eukaryota; Fungi; Basidiomycota; Tremellomycetes; Trichosporonales; Trichosporonaceae. Gene Ontology annotation, molecular function: RNA polymerase II complex binding; zinc ion binding. The transcript is spliced from 3 exons. Gene Ontology annotation, cellular component: nucleus; DSIF complex. The coding region runs from base 1 to 348 and encodes 115 amino acids. The record is from RefSeq and is a predicted model, not a curated record. Gene Ontology annotation, biological process: regulation of transcription elongation by RNA polymerase II; transcription elongation-coupled chromatin remodeling.